Molecule: messenger RNA, 1192 nt
Organism: Aegilops tauschii subsp. strangulata
Lineage: Eukaryota; Viridiplantae; Streptophyta; Magnoliopsida; Poales; Poaceae
Product: protein PHOSPHATE-INDUCED 1 homolog
Source: RefSeq, a predicted model, not a curated record
GAUCCCCUCCAGUCCAUCACCGGUUCACGAGCUGAUACAGAGCAUCCUAGGCAAGAAGAGGAGAGACUCACCACCCGAGAGCAGCGGCAAUGGCGUCCUUCGGUUCUAUCGCGGUGGCGCUCGUGGUGUGCGCAAUGCUGCUGCAGACCUGCGUGGCCACGAGGAGGCUCCAGGCGCUGGUGCAGGAGCAGCCCAUCACCAUGAAGUACCACAAGGGAGCGCUCCUCUCCGGCCGCAUCGCCAUCAACCUCGUCUGGUACGGCAACUUCUCCGCGCCGCAGCGCGCCAUCGUCACCGACUUCGUCUCCUCGCUCGCCUCCGCGUCCGCGUCCCCGGCGCCGCAGCCGGAGCCGUCGGUGGCCACCUGGUUCAAGACGGCGCAGAAGUACUACGCCAGCUCCAAGGCCCGCUUCCCGGCGCUGGCCCUCGGCUCCCACGUCUUCGACCGGUCCUACUCCCUCGGCCGGCGGCUCCGGGAGCGUGACCUCGUCAGGCUGGCCGCGCGCGGCGGGCCCAGCCGCGCCAUCAACGUGGUGCUCACGGCCGACGACGUGGCCGUCGACGGCUUCUGCAUGAGCCGCUGCGGCUCCCACGGCGCCUCCCCGCGGUCCCGCGCCGGGCGGUUCGCGUACGUGUGGGUGGGCAACCCGGCGACGCAGUGCGCCGGGCAGUGUGCGUGGCCGUUCCACCAGCCGCAGUACGGCCCGCAGAUGGCACCCCUCGCGCCGCCCAACGGCGACGUCGGCGUCGACGGCAUGGUGGUGUCCCUCGCGUCCAUGGUCGUCGGCACCGUCACCAACCCCUUCGGCAACGGCUUCUUCCAGGGCCCCGCCGAGGCGCCGCUGGAGGCCGCCACGGCGUGCGCCGGUGUGUACGGCAAGGGGGCGUACCCCGGCUACGCCGGCUCACUGCUCGUCGACCCGGCCACCGGCGCCAGCUUCAACGCGAACGGAGCCCACGGCCGGAAGUACCUGGUCCCGGCGCUCGUCGACCCCGACACGUCCGCCUGCUCCACCUUGGGGUAGGCUCGCUCGUAGGCGACAUGAUGGUGUGUAGUUAUAGUUGCGGUGGCGUUGUUGCUGUGUGGAGAGUGUUCCACCUUCCACGCGCGUGCUAAUAUUAAUCUGUGUGCCUGUAGAGGCGUUGAGAUGAAAUUCUUUCAUUUGUUGAAUGAAAAAAAGUUUACUAUUAA